AUGGCUUCCAGCAGCCACGGUUCAAAUGUCCAGAGUUCUUCCAAGGAGCAUAAGAGCGAUAGCAAACAUUCCGGGCUACUUUGCCACAUUAAAUACAACAACACACUUCCGGACAUUCCGUUUGACGCGAAGUUCCUCUCGUAUCCGUUUGACCCAAACCGAUUUGUCAAAUACAAGCCAACGACUUUGGAGAAAAAUUUCAAGUACGAACUGCUCACCGAAAAUGAUGUUGGUGUGAAUAUCGACCUCAUUAACCCUGAUACCUAUGCGAUUGACUAUUCCACUCCAACGAUGAUGGAUCCUCUCGAUGAGAAGUUGCUCGAAGAGGAAGUGACUAAUCCCCAUGAUUCAAAGAGGUCCAAGCAGCACAGCAAAGUAGUGCCAUGGAUGAGGAAAACAGAAUACAUAUCAUCGGAGUUCAAUCGUUACGGUACGCAGGUGGAACGGCAAGAAACUAAACUUGGAUACAACAUUAAGAAACUGUUGAAAGAGGAAACGCUUUACAGAGACAGGGAAAGCCAGAUCAAAGCUAUCAAUAAAACUUUCGACGACGUCAAGCAGCCGGUGAAUUACCACUACAGCAAGCCAGGUGUUUAUGCUCUUCAGCAGUUGCCUGUGUUUCCUGAUUUUGAGCUAUGGAAAUACCCAUUUGCUCAGGUAAUAUUCGACGCUGAUCCUUCACCUGCUGGAUGCUCUGUUUCGGUUCAGGUCGAAUAUAUGUCUCAGGCAAUUAUCCGUGGUAUGAUGGAUCAGAGUGGAGAACAGUUUGUUGCAUAUUUCCUCCCCACAGCCGAUACAAUGCAAAAGCGGAAAAGGGACGAAGAACAAGGUGUAGAAUACGUGCCUGAUGAAAAGUAUGACUUCAAAUUGGCCAGGGAAUACAACUGGACCGUAAAGAACAAGGCAUCCUCAGGUUAUGAAGAGAACUAUUUCUUCGUUUUCAGAAAUGAGGGCGUAUUUUACAACGAACUUGAGACCAGGGUGCGAUUGAACCGAAGGAGAGCGAAAGAAGGUCUGCCUCACAUACUCAAUUCACGUCUGAUGGUAAAGCACCGUGAACUCAAUGAACAAGAGAUGCAGGCUCAGGAAAAUCGCAUGCUAUACUUGCAACCACCUCAAGAACAGGAAGAAGCCGAAGAAGCUAUAGAAGAAGUUGCUGAUGCUGAGGCCGAAUCUGAAAAAGGUAGUUUCAGCGAUUGA
Soboliphyme baturini is the source of this 1200-nucleotide messenger RNA. NCBI's taxonomy places the organism in Eukaryota, Metazoa, Nematoda, Enoplea, Dioctophymatida, Soboliphymatidae. The record is from the annotation of a GenBank genome assembly.